AUGGGACAUAUGUCACAAUAUCAGCACCAGCCUGAUUUCGAUGCUAGUGACCACUCUAGCAACCACGAUAACACAAGUUGUCUAGAUUCAAAGUCUCAAUUUAACGAUGAAGCGUUAUGUUUUGACUAUGUCAAAAAAAAGAUUCGUGCAUUGCAAAAUUCAAUAGAAAAUGACUUAUCGGAAUUAUCGCUACAAACAGUUGGACUGAACAAACCUGACGAUUACAACUUUCAAGAACAAGCAUUCAACGAUUUGAAAUACGAUAAUGCUGGAAAUUACAUUAAUUGGAGUAAAAUUAAUGCGAUAAAGGCGAGAAUAGAGUCAGAUAUUUGCAAGGCUUCGAAUUACCUUAAUAAAGUGAAAUCCAAUCUCAGCCCUGCUGAUAAUAUACAAGUUAUGCGGUAUUCAGAAAUUUUUGAUCAAUACCGCAAGGAUUUCAAUUCCAUAAUAUCAAAUGCAGAAAACAAACACAAUGAUAACAUUUUGUUUUCAACCCAAAAAAAGAAAACUGAUAAUUUAUUAUCACCGGACGACUCUCCUUUGUUAUUUGAGCAAAAUAAGGCCUUAAAUAACUCCUUAUUUGACAUAGAAUCACUCACACAUGAGGCAUUGAAUAUUUUGAAUACAUCAAAAAAAUCAAAUGAGAAAUUUAUACGAAUUAGAAAUAAAAUGUACUCAAUCAUCGACAUGCAUCUUCCAGACAUUGAUAUGAUUCAAAAAAACAUCAUGCACUUGACGAUCAAAAAUCAACGCAUCAUCGCAGCCACAAUAGCUAUUUGCAUUUUCUUAAUAAUAUUGGCGGCAUUCCGAUAA
This is a messenger RNA of Babesia microti strain RI, 813 nucleotides long. RefSeq lists its product as hypothetical. The record is from RefSeq and is a predicted model, not a curated record. Bases 1 to 813 code for a protein of 270 amino acids. Lineage: Eukaryota; Apicomplexa; Aconoidasida; Piroplasmida; Babesiidae. The transcript has a single exon.